UUUUGUUUUUGUGGAGUUUCCUGUGAAGGGCCAGCCCACAAGAAUCCGUAUAACAGAGCUGUGAUAGCUGCAGAGUGGCUUAGAGGACCUUCUGCCGUCAGGAACACUCCUUCAUACCCCAGCAUGUUCCUGUUUUACCUCCUGGCCCUAUCGGUUCCCUUAGUAAAUGCCAGACUGCAUCAGAAUGGCACGCUGGAUUUUGAGUGGGAACCAUGGAAAAAAGCUCACCUAAAGCAAUAUAACAGCCGGGUAGAUGAGUAUUACAGACGUCAGAUCUGGGAAAGAAAUUUAAAAUUAAUCACGGCCCAUAAUCAACAGUAUGAGCUGGGUCUGCACACUUAUGAAUUGGGGAUGAACCACUUGGGUGACAUGACCAGCGAGGAGAUCGUGAAGCUGAUGACCGGACUUAAAGUCCCUCCACGGUACAGGCCCACGAAUGGCACCUUUGAUGGCGACGAGGUUCUCGAUGGGCUCCCGGCAUCCAUAGAUUAUCGGAAGAAAGGUUAUGUAACCCCGGUCAGGAACCAGGGUAGCUGUGGUUCCUGUUGGGCGUUUAGCUCCGUAGGGGCCUUGGAGGGGCAGCUGAAGAAAAAGACAGGAUCGCUUGUGGUCCUUAGUCCCCAGAACCUAGUGGAUUGCGUGCAAAAGAAUGAUGGAUGUGGAGGAGGUUAUAUGACCAACGCGUUCGAGUACGUCAAAGCAAACAACGGCAUUGAUUCCGAGGAAGCAUAUCCUUACAUUGGAACGGACCAGGAAUGCAGAUACGACCCAUCGGGGAGAGCAGCCACAGUUAAGAACUUCAAGGUCGUGAAGGAAGGCAGUGAGAAAGCUUUGAUGAAGGCGGUGGGGACUGUAGGACCUAUCUCAGUAGGCAUUGAUGCAAGUCUAGGCACCUUUGCAUUUUACAAGAAAGGUGUGUAUUACGACGCAGAGUGCGAUCCCGCUUCUAUUGAUCACGCUGUUCUCGUCGUGGGGUAUGGUGUUCAAAAGUCUUUGAAACACUGGAUUGUCAAGAACAGCUGGGGUGAAGAGUGGGGCAAUAAGGGUUAUAUUUUAAUGGCAAGAGACAAGGGUAAUGCCUGUGGUAUCGCAAGCCUGGCCAGCUACCCUCUCAUGUGAUUCACCGCCCAUCCGCUGUCAAACCCAAAAGAUGCGGGGUAUCGAAGCACGUCCUGCUCACCUACUUUUCAGUUUACACGGAAACAUCAUAGCCAUUUUUUAAUCCCAUUUUUCUGGCCUUUCAUGCGGAAUUUACAUAAUCAAACAAAACUUUGAAACCAGUUAUUUUGGAUAUCGAACUGAAAACACUUAAAAAAUGAAUAAAUAAAUAAUAAUUACAUUACAAAAAUAAUAAUUAUAUGUGCCAGGGGCACUUAAUAAAAA
Messenger RNA from Spea bombifrons (plains spadefoot toad), 1383 nucleotides. Its product is annotated as cathepsin K-like. Gene Ontology annotation, cellular component: lysosome. The transcript has 8 exons. Lineage: Eukaryota; Metazoa; Chordata; Amphibia; Anura; Pelobatidae. Gene Ontology annotation, biological process: immune response. Gene Ontology annotation, molecular function: cysteine-type endopeptidase activity. Bases 124 to 1119 code for a protein of 331 amino acids. The record is from RefSeq and is a predicted model, not a curated record.